AUGGAGGACGUUGUGAAGCUCCAUGCGGCCUGGUGUAGGAGUUUGCAGCAAGCGGUUGAUACGGAUGGGUGGGGUCAAGUGCUAGAGGCAGUUGAAGCCUACGAAAGACUGGCUGGACGGAUCACCAACGCUUUACCAGCCUGUCAACGUCUUACAGAAGCGCAAAAGGGUAUUAUUGAAAAAGUCAUUGUGGCGAUCGAGAUGCGAGCUAAGUGUCUUAGUUCGGUUGAUGACCAACGGAAACCUACAAAGGAAGACAUGGAAGAUGUAUUGAACGCUCUUCGAGGUGCGCUGUCUGACGAGCCAGAGGUGUUCCCGCUUGAUGUCAGUCGAGCGAUGCGAGCCAAGACUCGUGGCUCAAUGGAUAAAGCGAAAGAUGUCGAUGAAGACGCCGACAUGGACGCAACUGCAGCUGCCGAACUUGUGAACGCGACUUCACAAGUUGCAGUGCUGCGAUCUCCUGGAGCUACGUACCUGGAUAUCCGGAUCACAAAGGUUGGGUUGAAAGAUGCCUGUGUGUAUGUCAACCCGACAAUGGCAGUCUCCGUCUUCGACUACAGUGGCAAAGCGAUGGAGGAGAGCCGUGAGACUGGAGUAGGGGCAUGUAAUGAACCGCAGUAUGUGACGUUUAAUGCCAAUAUUCAGCUCGCCACGAACGUGCGGAAGAUGGAGGAUCACGGAGCUGCUAUUACCUUCGAGUUCUUCCACUACAAAGCCAAGAAGCGUAAGAAGAGUUGUCGGUGCUGGGCUCUGCUCGAGAUGGAUGAGAUCAAAGACGGACCUGUGGUGUUGGAGCUGUACCAGAAGCCGAUGGAUCCGAAACGUAAACGUAUUCAUCUCUUCACAGAGAAGGAAUUGUACUUGCAGCUGGAGUUGAGACUGCAAAAACUAUGAAGAGAACAAAAGUAUCAGCAACCAGAGAAGUGUUAGCGGAGAAAUAUUUCAAAUGCACG
This is a messenger RNA of Phytophthora nicotianae INRA-310, 953 nucleotides long. RefSeq lists its product as hypothetical. The record is from RefSeq and is a predicted model, not a curated record. Gene Ontology annotation, cellular component: membrane. Bases 1 to 894 code for a protein of 297 amino acids. Gene Ontology annotation, molecular function: phosphatidylinositol binding. Lineage: Eukaryota; Oomycota; Peronosporomycetes; Peronosporales; Peronosporaceae. The transcript is spliced from 6 exons.